Messenger RNA from Talaromyces atroroseus, 3711 nucleotides. RefSeq lists its product as hypothetical. NCBI's taxonomy places the organism in Eukaryota, Fungi, Ascomycota, Eurotiomycetes, Eurotiales, Trichocomaceae. The coding region runs from base 1 to 3711 and encodes 1236 amino acids. The record is from RefSeq and is a predicted model, not a curated record. The transcript has 6 exons. Gene Ontology annotation, molecular function: protein binding.
AUGCAGCGCAAGGCUGAGGCUUGCCAGAUCACUCACCCCCCGCUCAGCUUUGCCAUGGUAGCAAAACCUCAUUCACACAAGAAACCUGGCAGACGAGACAUUCACUAUGCGGUCAGCGUCGCGCUACGGACUGUCCGAGGUGAAGUCCGUCGAUGCUCCAAGCGCAUUAAGCGCAGCGAGCUGACAACCCCAUCUCCAAAUCGCAGCAUCAUACUCGUUCACGGACUCUUCGGCGACGCUUACAAGACAUGGACGGCGAGAGUAUCUGACACCUUGCGCGCACAAGAUCACACGCAGCCGAGAAACGAGGACGGGGUCUUCUGGCCCAGAGAUUUACUGCCGGACGUGAUCAAAGAUGCGAAUGUUUUCACCUGGGGUUAUAAUGCGGACAUCGACAGUCUCUUCACCGCUGCGUCGCAGAAUACAGUGAAGCAGUACGCUGAGAAUCUCCUGGCCGAUAUUGCGGACAGGCUGGAGGCUGCAGAACCAAAACCUACGGCGCCACGAUUCAUCAUAUUCGUUACACAUAGUUUGGGUGGCUUGAUUGUCAAAGAUGUGAGCAAUAUCCUUGCACUUAAUCAAUCCUCGCGAAUUGAAGGAACAAGAUUGAAGAAUAUCACGCCGCUGACCUUCGGUAUAUGCUUCUUGGGGACUCCCCAUCGAGGCUCGUCAACCGCGUCCAUUGGAAAGAUUGCAUACACAGCAACUAGAGCAGCAACGCGAAGACCGAAUGUGAGGUUGCUACGCGAGCUAGAGCAGAACUCGGAUACCUUGGAUCGCAUUGGUUCAGAGUUUCUUCAAACCAUUCAACGACACGCGCUUCAUAUUUACUCCUUCCGAGAAGAAUAUGAAACCAGGAAAUAUAUUUUUUUUCAUUCCAUUGUUGUGAAAUCAGACUCCGCGAAGAUUGGUCAUGCAGCAGAGGAAAGCAAGGACGACGUCGGCUUCAAGCGCGUGAGCGCACAGUUAAGUCGAUGGGUGGAUAAGAUUAAGAGUUUGGAUGAUGGACAGAUCGCUGCUCAAGUGCUCGAGAGCUUGAGUCACCGGGUUGCUGGCGCACGCAGGGCAGAAAUCCUUGAGGAGUAUCAGUCGACAUUGCAGUGGUUGUUUGAUCCGAAUGAAGUUGCUUUUGCUGACUGGCUAGACCAAGGGGGGAAAUAUCCUGAUCGAAUCUUCUGGGUCCAGGGAAAGCCCGGUUCGGGGAAGUCAACUUUAAUGAAAAUGGCCCUGGAAGACGAGAGAACCGUGGAGCUUCUGAGAAAAGGUUCACUACGUGAUAAUUCUGAAAGCUCGACCAAAAGCAUGGAGUCUCGAAAUUCUUCUAGCAGUAAUAGCAGUAAUGGGAUGCAUCGUAUCACCGGGGUUGCUCCAGUCUGGGUCAAAGCUGGCUUUUUUUUUCAUAGCCGAGGCAUAGAUAUGCAGAAGUCUCUUAUAGGAAUGAUGCAAGACCUUCUUUUCCAGGUUCUUGAGAAGUUCAAUUCCCUUGUGGAUCUCAUAUAUCCGAUCUACGUGGAAUUAACCCUCAAACAACAGACAAAACGGCCUUCUUGGACUCUAACAACCUUGACUCAGGCAUGGACGGCCAUCAUCAAGCAAGAGAAAAUCCCAAACCUCCGACUGAUUUUGUUUUUAGAUGCUCUUGACGAACAUGAGUCAUCGCGCAAUGUGAACAACGAGCGGCUCGUGGCACUCAUUAAAGAGCUCUCCGAAAUCAAAAAUGAGAAUACCAUUGUUCUGUUCUGCCUUGCCAGCAGACCUUGGACGGCCUUCAAAAAACAUUUUGAGGGAUAUCCCGGAUUUACGAUGCAGGAUCAUACUAAGAAGGACAUUGAGCUGUACACUCGAGGCCGUAUACUUCCCAAUCUGAACAAAGAGUCUGCGUUAUCAACCACCUGGGGCUCCCUCAUCGACAGAAUCGUGGAUAGGGCAUCCGGCGUGUUUAUAUGGGUUAGGCUGGUUGUCGAUGAGAUGGUCAAGGCAAUAAAGGACGGCACGCCAUUUGCCGACCUUGAAGAAAAAUUGCAGAGAACACCUGAUGAACUUGGUGAAUUAUACACAUAUACGCUAAAGCGAAUUGAAGCCCCAUAUCAUCUGGAAGCAUAUAUUAUGAUUCAACUGGUGAUUUACGCACGGAGGCCCCUAAUACUGGAGACUCUGUACAAUUGUGUAUACUUCUUGAAACAUGGAUCACACUCCGAUUACCAAGCAUCUACAGAGGAAAUGCGAUUGUUCCUCAACAGCAGGAGCGGUGGAUUGCUGGAAACUGUAUUUCGAAAUUCUCUUGGAAAGAAUGAUAAUUCAAAUCAUGAUAGUCUCGAGCCUGCGCAAAGAUCGGGGUCACGGCAGCGGGCAAAAACAGAGUACGUUCAACCAAUUCACCAGACGGUCAAUGAUUUUGUGAUUGAGAACACCUCCGAAUGGCCCGUAGAGCUUGUUCAAGACGCAAUGCCACGUCUAACUGGGUUCCUCUACCUUCUGAAAUGUGCGAUUGAGGGUUCCAGGCACCCAAGUAUGAGUGAUCUUGAAUCGGAUUUCUUAUACUACGCUCGGAAGGCAGAGCUUGAUCCGAGUCAUCUGUCACCAUCGGAGGUCUCUACUUGUAUUCAAAGCUCAUUACACCAUCUAUUAUUGCUCAACGAGUCUCGCAGGCGCUUACAGCAUUGGUCAGAAAGCCGUAAAGUGUUCAAAGCCUUUCCGAUAUUGCACGAAUCUUUGCUUAACGAGAACAUCACUCUCUCAACCAUAACAACUGACAUUGCCUCACUCAUUCUGUUAGCCGCGACAACCGCAGCAGGAAUUAGAUCAUUUCCCGCCCUUUUCAAAGAUGAGUCGGGCUUCAUUCAUGAACAUCUUAAAGAAGCCCAUGAGCGGUACAGCAAACUCGGCUUCUGCGAUUCUCUGUAUCCCAUAGGAAGCUUUUUAUAUCACCUAUCAGCCUCUGCAGCAAUAUGCUUGCCAGACAAUGGGAACGUGGAGCCGCUCGAGGCACUGAAAGCUGCACAGGAGGCCAUCAGUCAGAUUGGUAAUGACAAAGCCUUGGACGCUAAGUCAACGAUAUGUGUUUCUUUUCCGAACGGUUCCACUGAAAUUAUUGUCCGACUACUAGAUGUUACACCUCUGGGUGCACUCCUGCUGGCUCGUGGUUGCACUAGUGCAUCAGAUGAAGAUCGGGUCAAAGCCGCGAGAUAUCUCCUGGAAGCUGGUGCUGAUCCUAAUUCUGAGCUUCUCUUGGCUUGGCCUUCGAAUCCUUCAGAAUACGCGUUAUCCCAUUUUCCCUUUCAAUAUCGACAGAAUUGUCUUCAUCACUGUGCUCGGUUUGAAAGCAGCGCAAUGAUAAAACUGUUUCUUGAGCAUAAAGCAGACCCCAAUUGUAUGGACAGCAUGAACAUGACACCUUUGAUGUACGCCGCAUUGAGGAAUGACAAAGAUUCGCUGGAGACAUUUCGCUACUUCAACUAUGAACCUCAAAUUUCCAGUCCCUCGACAUCGGCCUCCCAAGUGAUCUGGCCAUGGCUAUCGAUUCCUACGCAGGUUGGCUCAGCGCUUGCAGGCUGCGAUAUAAUCCGUCAACGUGCAGCUAAUAACAAUCGUGGGCGAGGAUCAUCUUACUAUUACUAUUCUGGUUCUGAUAACUACUCAGUCAGUUCUGCGUUUUCAACUGUUCGUGAAGACUAUAUUCGAAGAUCGCAUCGCAGUCGUGGAUAUCAAUAG